GGUCAUUUCCGGUCGCGUAAAAACUAGUGAUUGCGUUAGCCAGCGGUGAUAAUUUUGUCGGGAAAGAGAUCUUGGGUAAAAUAGUAGCAAGUGUAGAGGAAGCGAGUAAAAAUUAUUUAUUAGUAUCGUGUACAACAUGGCUCCGGUUCGAGGAGAUGGAAUGCGCGGUUUGGCGGUGUUUAUCUCGGACAUCAGAAACUGCAAAAGCAAAGAAGCGGAAAUCAAGCGCAUUAAUAAAGAGUUGGCAAACAUUAGGAGCAAAUUUAAAGGCGACAAAACUUUGGACGGAUAUCAAAAGAAGAAGUAUGUGUGUAAGCUGCUCUUCAUUUUUCUUCUCGGUCAUGACAUCGACUUCGGUCACAUGGAGGCGGUCAAUUUGCUCUCUUCCAAUAAAUACUCAGAGAAACAAAUCGGGUAUCUGUUCAUUUCGGUGUUGGUCAACACGAAUAGCGACCUGAUCAAGCUUAUUAUCCAAAGCAUCAAGAAUGACUUGCAAUCGCGGAACCCGAUCCACGUCAAUCUGGCUCUGCAGUGCAUUGCAAACAUCGGCAGCCGGGAUAUGGCCGAAGCUUUUUCGAAUGAAAUUCCUAAAUUGCUCGUAUCCGGUGACACGAUGGAUGUGGUAAAGCAGUCAGCGGCACUGUGUCUGCUCCGUCUGUUCCGCACCUGUCCGGAUAUUAUUCCUGGCGGUGAAUGGACCAGUCGCAUUAUCCAUUUGCUGAACGAUCAGCACAUGGGUGUGGUGACUGCAGCGACGAGUCUGAUUGACGCGCUGGUUAAAAAGAAUCCUGAAGAAUACAAAGGCUGCGUCAGCUUGGCCGUAUCUCGGCUUUCCCGCAUCGUGACGGCGUCUUACACCGAUCUGCAAGACUACACGUAUUACUUCGUCCCGGCUCCGUGGCUGUCAGUGAAGCUGCUUCGCUUACUGCAGAAUUACAACCCGCCGACGGAGGAUCCAGGAGUUCGGGGUAGGCUGAACGAGUGCUUGGAGACGAUCCUCAACAAGGCGCAAGAGCCGCCGAAGAGCAAGAAAGUGCAGCACUCGAACGCGAAAAAUGCGGUCCUGUUCGAAGCGAUCAAUUUGAUCAUUCACAACGACAGUGAGGCGAGCUUGCUGGUGCGCGCCUGUAAUCAGCUGGGCCAGUUCCUGAGCAACCGCGAGACGAAUUUACGCUAUCUCGCACUAGAAUCAAUGUGCCAUCUGGCUACUUCUGAGUUCUCGCACGAGGCAGUCAAGAAACACCAGGAGGUGGUGAUUCUUUCCAUGAAGAUGGAGAAAGACGUGUCCGUACGUCAGCAGGCCGUCGAUUUGUUGUACGCAAUGUGCGAUCGUUCGAACGCCGAAGAAAUAGUGCAGGAGAUGCUGAACUAUCUGGAGACUGCCGAUUAUUCCAUCCGGGAGGAAAUGGUACUGAAGGUUGCCAUCCUGGCCGAGAAAUACGCCACCGAUUAUACCUGGUACGUGGACGUUAUCUUGAAUCUGAUCAGAAUCGCAGGCGACUAUGUGUCAGAGGAGGUGUGGUACCGCGUCAUCCAGAUUGUGAUCAACCGCGAGGAGGUGCAGGGCUACGCCGCCAAGACCGUUUUCGAAGCGCUGCAGGCCCCAGCGUGUCACGAAAACAUGGUUAAAGUGGGAGGUUACAUUUUGGGCGAGUUUGGUAACUUGAUUGCGGGAGACUCGCGAUCGGCGCCGAUGGUGCAGUUUAAGCUGCUCCACUCGAAGUAUCAUCUGUGCUCGUCUAUGACGCGCGCGCUGCUCUUAUCGACUUACAUAAAAUUCAUAAACCUGUUCCCGGAAAUUCGCGGGACUAUUCAGGAUGUGUUCCGGCAACACAGCAAUUUGCGAUCGGCGGAUGCCGAAUUGCAACAACGCGCGAGUGAGUAUCUUCAGCUAAGCAUCGUUGCUUCCACCGAUGUUUUGGCUACCGUUCUCGAGGAGAUGCCCUCGUUCCCGGAACGAGAGAGCUCCAUUCUAGCGGUGUUGAAGAAGAAGAAGCCGGGUAGAGUACCGGAAAAUGCGGAAAUUCGCGACAACAAGAGCCCCGUACCGAACAGUCACAACGCUCACAAUAAUGCUCAAACUAAUCACACAUCAAGUUCCAACAACGCUAAUGCGAGUUCAGAUUUGUUAGGACUUAGCACUCCACCGGCCAAUCAGUCUGGCACAUUGAUAGACGUGUUGGGCGACAUCUACAGUACGACUAACGGAAACAGCAAUGUGGUCAAUAAUUCCAAAAAGUUUGUCUUCAAAAAUAAUGGAGUUCUGUUUGAAAAUGAUUUGCUCCAGAUUGGAGUGAAAAGUGAGUUCCGUCAGAAUCUUGGUCGCUUAGGAUUGUACUAUGGCAACAAAACGCAGACAGCCUUGCAAAACUUCGUGCCCACGCUGCAAUGGUCGGCAGAAGAUGCGCUUAAGCUCAACGUGCAGAUUAAGGCAGUUGAACCGACGCUCGAAGCCGGGGCACAAAUUCAACAACUACUGACUGCAGAGUGCAUAGAUCAUUACCUUGGCGCACCUUCCAUAAUAAUUUCAUUCCGUGUAAACGGUGGGGCACAGCAAAAAAUUACGGUCAAUCUUCCAUUGACGAUCAAUAAGUUCUUCGAACCAACCGAGAUGAAUGCUGAAUCGUUCUUUGCGCGGUGGAGAAACCUUGGAGGUGAGCAACAGCGAGCACAACGCGUAUUUAAGGCUCAACAGCCGCUUGAUUUGCCAGGAGCACGGAACAAACUCACUGGCUUUGGCAUGCAGCUUCUGGACAGUAUCGAUCCAAACCCAGAUAACAUGGUCUGUGCAGGAAUAAUUCACACGCAAGCACAUAAAGUGGGAUGUUUGCUUCGUUUGGAACCGAAUAAACAAGCACAGAUGUUCCGAUUGACCAUUCGGUCGAGCUUAGAGGCAGUAACGCAAGAAGUGUGCGACUUGUUGGUGGAUCAAUUCUAA
Anopheles nili is the source of this 2938-nucleotide messenger RNA. It is a transcript of the gene AP-2alpha, whose product is annotated as AP-2 complex subunit alpha. NCBI's taxonomy places the organism in Eukaryota, Metazoa, Arthropoda, Insecta, Diptera, Culicidae. Gene Ontology annotation, molecular function: clathrin-cargo adaptor activity. Bases 137 to 2938 code for a protein of 933 amino acids. The record is from RefSeq and is a predicted model, not a curated record. Gene Ontology annotation, biological process: clathrin-dependent endocytosis; intracellular protein transport. The transcript is spliced from 7 exons. Gene Ontology annotation, cellular component: AP-2 adaptor complex; membrane coat.